AUGGAGCGCUCCCUCAGCGCUGGUCCUUGUCUGGAUAUUUUCGAAGAGAACCCGGACCGCGAAUCACUGUCACGAUAUGUCACGCUCGGAAACGGAAGCAGAGCUCAGCCGCCAAAUGGCCACCAUGCCAGUUCCUCCAGGCAUCGUCUACCUCGUUCGCAAUCUUCCCGGGGUGUUUCUGCCAUCGGUUGGCACGUACUUUGCCUUCACGCGAAUCCCCCACCUGCAAAUCGUCGCCGCUCGCUUUCGGUGGCUGCCAAUCGUAGCGGCGCUGCUCUUACCCAGCCGCUUCUCUCCACCGUCAAAGGCCUCUGGAGCAGUGUUGCGGCAUGGAGAGAUAUAAACCGUCGCGGGGCAGUCUCCAUUCCUCGAAUUCCCGACCGUUAUGGAAGAUUGGGGCUCGAGACAUUGGCGACGUUGGGCAGGACGAUCAAGGUUGGCUACCCAGCGCAGUCUUUCCACAAAUGGUUCAAGCAGUACGGAAACACGGUCAUGGUCACGAUGCUCUAUGAAGACAGAAUCAUAACGUCGGAACCACAAUACGUCAAGGCUGUCCUCGCCACCGAGUUCGACAACUACUGGAAGGGUCCUGUCGAUGGCUACCGUGGUCUUUCGCUAUUGGGAACCGGAGUUUUCAACGUCGACGGCGAAAUGUGGAAGUUCCAUCGCUCAAUGACUCGUCCUUAUUUCUCUCGCGACCGCAUAACCGACUUUGAUACCUUUGACAAGUACUCCAACGAUGUUCUGAACCUGGCCGUCAACCGGCUUCGCGAGGGUUACCCAGUCGAUAUUCAGGACGUUGCCGCUCGCUUUACUCUAGAUUCGGCUACUGCAUUCCUUUUCGGUGCAUCUGUAGACUCCACGUCGGCUGGGCUGGCCUACCCUCAGUCUGCAUCCCAUCUCAACAGCGCGGAGUUCCUCAAUCAUCCGUCCAACUCAUUCGUCACCGCCUUCAUUGAAGGCCAGCGGUUUCAUGUGGACCGCUCGCGAUUUGGUAGCAAAUGGCAACUCGGUGAAUUUUGGAAGGAUCUUAUUCAGCCACAUCGCGAAGUCAUGGACCAGUUCAUCGAGCCGAUUAUCCAACGCGCACUGAGUCAGAAGGCACAAGGCAUCGCAGAUAAGAAAGAGGAACCUGAGACGCUAUUGGGUCACCUCUUGCUGUCAACGGAAGACAAAUCGAUAAUUCGUGACGAAAUUUUGAACAUGUUGGUAGCGGGCAGAGAUACGACCGCCGCCACAAUCACAUUCGCGAUCUACAUGCUGGCCGACCAUCCGGACAAGGCCCGUCGUUUGCGUGAAGAAAUCUUGAAUCAAGUAGGUCCAACGAGGCGGCCAACGCAUGACGACAUCAAGAACAUGCCCUACUUGAGAGCGUUCAUCAACGAAACCUUGCGAUUGUACCCUCCUGUACCAAUUGAUGCUCGGUCAUCUAUAAACGCCACCACUUGGCCUUCAACCACUCCUGGAGGUCCGCCACUAUACGUUCCCGGUAACACGAAGAUAGUAUAUACUGUUUUCUUAAUGCAUCGACGCAAGGAUCUAUGGGGACCCACUGCUCUCGAGUUUGAUCCAGACCGGUUCAUUGACGAACGGCUUGGCAAAUACCUCACCCCGAAUCCCUACAUCUUCCUCCCCUUCAACGCCGGCCCGCGAAUUUGUCUCGGCCAACAGUUCGCCUACCAGGAAUCCUCCUUCUUCCUCGUCCGUCUCCUGCAGCGGUUCAGCGCGAUCCAUCUUGCGCCAGAUGUUCAACCAGAGUCGAGCAAGCCCCCGCCACAUUGGAAGCACUCGGAGUUGAAGAAGAUGGAGAAGAUCACCUAUGGGACGAGUCUGACGAUGUAUGCUAAGGAUGGCUUGUGGGUGAGGAUGGAGCCAGCUUGA
This is a messenger RNA of Mycena indigotica, 1881 nucleotides long. Its product is annotated as Glycosyltransferase family 39 protein. The record is from RefSeq and is a predicted model, not a curated record. Gene Ontology annotation, molecular function: monooxygenase activity; iron ion binding; heme binding. The coding region runs from base 1 to 1881 and encodes 626 amino acids. Lineage: Eukaryota; Fungi; Basidiomycota; Agaricomycetes; Agaricales; Mycenaceae. The transcript has 16 exons.